Molecule: messenger RNA, 3229 nt
Organism: Pseudo-nitzschia multistriata
Lineage: Eukaryota; Bacillariophyta; Bacillariophyceae; Bacillariales; Bacillariaceae
Source: the annotation of a GenBank genome assembly
GUAAUCGUACGUACGAGUGCGGUUACGAGUACGAGUACCUCUGUGAUUCCAAUUGGAUUCUUUGUGUUCUUUCACGAAAGGCUUGCACCAAUCAAUCGUGUGGGUGCAACGAUCUCUGGUUGAAGAAGGCGACCGAUGAAUGAUUGGGACCUCCCUCCCCUCUGCUCUCUCUUGCUGCCCGACACCGCGAACCAUCGUUCGAUCGGAACGAGAGAGGUGUCAUUCGUAUCGAACGGCUCGUACCCUACAUGUACCGAUACCUUACGUCCACCGGAUAGAUUCUUUGCCCUGCCGCAAUUUUUUGGUCCCUCGGACGAGAACCACCACACCGCGUGUUUGCAUUCGCAUCCGUCCUCCAUUUCGAUCUCCAUCUCCCCCCGCCCGAUCCUGUCUUCCCGGAGAAUCCCCUCCUUCGGAUCGACGCUCCUGAAUUCAAUACCCGAUUCGUACCGCUAUACGGCACGAAAAGCACGGAGCCCCGCGCCUAUUUUGCGUUCUACACAACUCGUGUCGGACGAAAAGGAUUCGGCAGACCCAAAGGCAAACAACGCAGUUAUUCUCUCUCACCUCGUAUCGGCGGCUGGCCGAAACAAGCAACACAGCGGAGCAGCGGCCAAGAAGAAACCCACGGUUCCCUUCCAUUCGCUUCCCUUUCAUUUCAUUUCAUUCCACUCGGUUGCGUCCACUCGACCGACGAUACUUGCGGCAGCGAAAAAAUACACGUUUCCCGCAUCGAACGGCAACAAAACGAAGCCCAACGAAUCGAAUCGAAUCGAAACAAAGCCAAGCGAAUCAAAACGAAACGAAACGAAACCAAAAAAGGAAUCGAAGCUAGGUGAAACGAAGCAAAACAGAGCGAAUCAAACGAAACCAAACGAAGACGAAGACGAAGACGAAAAGAAAACACAGAAGAACAAACCAAACCAAACCAACACGAAGCAACAAAAAGCAAAACCAUGGUGGCAGCAAACUGCUCUCUCGUGAUGCGGUACGCGUAUUGCCUCGCAGCAAUCGCAUGGAUUUCCUCUCCGACGGUGGGUUCCAUGAAGGUUCCCUCCGCGUCGGUGGCCCACAAGGGACGCGGGUUGAUGCGGYCGAAGCGGCAACAGCAACAGCCACAGCGGCGGCAGGAACAGCAGCGMGAAUYGCACCGGGGGCCGCUCGGCUUUUCCCUUCGGUCCUCGACGAGGGAAGACCUGGGCGAGGGCACCAUAUCGGAUUCGCUGGGCAUGGUCGCGGCCACCGGCAAUCGAGACACAGGGGACGACGAAAACGACAACGAAAACGACGACAACGACAAAGACGAUCCCGCCAAGGCCGCUGCCGGCGAAACCAGCAACGACAACAGCGGAARCAGCGACGAGGUCGUCAUUGCCCUGCUCGAGCGGGACGGGGCCGCCCUGGAUCCCCUCCCCCCCGACCGGGAACUCGCCUCGGCCCGCUGGAGGCGCCGGAAGCAGGUGGCGGCGGGCCUGGUGGCCUCCAUCGCAACCACGGCUUGGAUCGCGUCGGAGGGAUGGCUCCCGGGCCCGGCCGGGGGGGGAGCCUACACAUUGGCCAUGAUCGCCCGCGACGCGGGSAUGGCGGGCCUCACCAGCGUCCUGGCGGUCGCCCUCAACCGGGGCAUCACCACCGGCUUUGAGAGGGGGGCCUACGGCUCCAAGACGGCCCGCAAGCUGACCCACAUCCUGUCGGCCCCGCUCUUCAUCGCCACCUGGCCGUUUUUCUCGGACGCGGCCGGGGCCCGGGUCUUUGCCGGCCUGGUCUGCCUCACCAACAUGCUCCGGCUCUACCUGGCGGGGACCGGAGACGCCGCCGAGUCCUCCCUGGCMCGGACGAUCUCCCGGAGCGGGGACAAGCGGGAGGUCAUGCAGGGGCCCUUUAUCUACGUCUGCAUCUUCCAGGCCUUCAUCCUGGCCUUUUGGAGGGACUCCUUCCCCGGCGUCGUCGCCAUGACCACCAUGGCCGCCGGGGACGGGAUGGCCGACGUGGUGGGCCGCCGCUUCGGGAGGAAGGGCUACAAGUGGCCCUUCUCGGACGGAGAGAAGUCCCUGGCCGGGACGGCCGGCUUUUUCGCUUUUGCCCUGGCCGGGAACCUGGCCGUUUGCUCGUGGCUGGCGGCGAACGGGUGCCUCGAGACCUCCCUGGGGCUCCCGGCCCUGGCCCUGCGGAUCGCCGGCCUCUCGGCCGCCUGCGCCGUAGUGGAGGUCCUCCCGGUCGGGGACGACAACUACACGGUGCCGGGGACGGCCGCCCUGCUGGCGGCUCUGUGGCUCCGGUAAAACAAGGAGAGUCGGCACGGCAGGGCAUGGAAGAGCGGGGCAGAGGGAAGGAACGGCCGUCACCGGACACUUGCCACCAUCGACACGCACACACGAGAACGAAUUAACGCGAGGCAAGGAAAGGCAAAAAAAUGGCUUUGCCGCCGGGGAUCGAAAGCUGCCAUUCCGGCAAAGGACCGGGAGGCGGUCGGCACCGGAUCGCACCUCGUGUGGCAUUCGGAAACACGGUGGCGUUGCCUCGCACCCGCUGGCAAUCGACGACGGACAAAGCAAAACCUGUGCCAGCAGCACUCUUUUCCAUGGAUUCAUGCAUCCACGCUAGUUCUUGAACAGCAAUCCUAGACCAGUGUCAAAUCCAAUGUAACAAAACAUGUAAUACUUAUUUCUUAUCAUUUCAACGAAAAAUUCCAUCUCGANCGGACGAUCUCCCGGAGCGGGGACAAGCGGGAGGUCAUGCAGGGGCCCUUUAUCUACGUCUGCAUCUUCCAGGCCUUCAUCCUGGCCUUUUGGAGGGACACCUUCCCCGGCGUCGUCGCCAUGACCACCAUGGCCGCCGGGGACGGGAUGGCCGACGUGGUGGGCCGCCGCUUCGGGAGGAAGGGCUACAAGUGGCCCUUCUCGGACGGAGAGAAGUCCCUGGCCGGGACGGCCGGCUUUUUCGCCUUUGCCCUGGCCGGGAACCUGGCCGUUUGCUCGUGGCUGGCGGCGAACGGGUGCCUCGAUACCUCCCUGGGGCUCCCGGCCCUGGCCCUGCGGAUCGCCGGCCUCUCGGCCGCCUGCGCCGUGGUGGAGGUCCUCCCGGUCGGGGACGACAACUACACGGUGCCGGGGACGGCCGCCCUGCUGGCGGCUCUGUGGCUCCGGUAAAACAAGGAGGGUCGGCACGGCAGGGCAUGGAACAGCGGGGCAGAGGCAAGGAACUGCCGUCACCCGACACUUAACGAAUA